AUGGCCUCCCUCAAUCCCUUGGAGAUCCUGUGCAUGGACACCACCUGUUCCAUUUGCCUGGAGUACCUGAUGGACCCAGUCACGAUUAGUUGUGGCCAUAGCUUCUGCAGGGCCUGCAUCAGCCACUGUUGGGAGCCUGGGACCCAGGAUCACCUCUGCCCUGUGUGCCGGGAGCUCUGUGCCCAGCAUGUCGUGGUGCCCAACCGGCAUCUAGCCAGUGUGGUGGAGAUCACCAAGCAGCUGCACUCAGGCAAGUGUGAGGUGAAGGACGAGCCCCUCUGCCCCUGGCACCAUGAGGGGCUCCACUUCUUCUGCAAAGAGGACCAGGAGGCCGUGUGCCUGGUGUGUGCAGUCUCCCAUGGCAACCGUGGCCACAGUGUGGGGCCCCUGGAGGAUGCCAUCGUGGAAUACAAGUCCAAGCUGCAGGAUUGCCAGCUGCAGCUGGAUGUGAAAUUGCAGGAGGUGAAUAAGCACAUCUCUGCCAAGGAGAAAAGGCCCAAGGAACUGAGGGAGUUGGUGAAGAGCUGCCACCAGCGCAUCAUCUGUGAGUUCAAGGAGUUGUGCUGCCUUCUGGAGGAGGAGAAGGAGAUGCAGCUGCAGCGUCUGAAAGCAGAGGAGGCAGAGAUCCUGGAGAAGCUGAAGGACCACAUGGCCCUGCUCUCAGAGAAGCGCCUCUCCCUCAGCAAACUCAUCACUGAGAUGGGGGAGAAGUGUCUGGAAUUGGGUCCAGAGAUGCUGAAGGAUGUGCAGAGCAUCAUGCAGCGGUAUGAAAUAUCUAAGAUCCUAGAGCUGCCUUCAAUUUCUCUUGAGCUAAAGAAGACAAUGGAAUUUUUCCCACGGCAGUUCUUCACACUUACUAAAUUGCUGAGAAAAUACAGUGGGGACAUGACCCUGGAUCCUGAGACGGCUCAUCCCAACCUUGUACUCUCAAAGAAUCUCAAGAGUGUGCACUUCAUCAAUGUCUCCCAGGUGCUUCCCGACACCCCAUGGCGCUUCAUCAUCUACCCCUGUGUGCUGGGCUCAGCCGCCUACAUCUCAGGCCGGCACUACUGGGAGGUGGAUGUGGGCAACAAGACCCAGUGGGCCCUGGGUGUCUGUUAUGAGUCAGUCAGCCGCAAGGCCAAGAUCGAUGCCAAGCCGGACACUGGCUACUGGCGAGUGCGGCUGUGGAAUGGGAAGUAUGCGGCCACCACUACUCCCUUCACACUGCUGCACCUGCGCGUCAAACCCAAGCGGGUCGGGGUGUUCCUGGACUAUGAGGCAGGGAAGGUCUCCUUCUAUAAUGUGACAGACCAUUCCCACAUCUACACCUUCAGCGUUGAGUUUGCUGAGCCUGUCUGUCCUCUCUUCUACCCGGGGAUCCGCUUCGGGCAUGUUAACGCUGCCCCCCUUGUAAUCUGCCAGCCCUUGGACUGGGACUAA
Messenger RNA from Emys orbicularis (European pond turtle), 1422 nucleotides. Its product is annotated as E3 ubiquitin-protein ligase TRIM39-like. The record is from RefSeq and is a predicted model, not a curated record. Gene Ontology annotation, cellular component: cytoplasm. The transcript is spliced from 6 exons. NCBI's taxonomy places the organism in Eukaryota, Metazoa, Chordata, Testudines, Emydidae. Gene Ontology annotation, molecular function: protein binding; ubiquitin protein ligase activity; zinc ion binding. The coding region runs from base 1 to 1422 and encodes 473 amino acids. Gene Ontology annotation, biological process: protein ubiquitination.